UUAGCCGUGAUCAUUUCCAAUGUGGCUGCGUUCGGUAGCUGCGGCGCCGACCCUUAAAUUUCAUUGCUUUCCCGGCGUCAUCGCAAAACCUACCUCCAGCAAGAGCGUCGCCGGCCUUCCUCUCUCAAGAAACCAUCUCGCUCUCAUCACAUCGAAGCAAGAAAUGACCGCAGAGUACGAGGAGGCGUUGAUUUGCUUGUCCUCCCUCAUCACACGCCGCACCCGAGCCGAUAGGUCCAAUAAGGGCGACAGCUUCGAUCUGUUGUUCGAAUACCUCAAGAUUUUGGAUCUGGAAGCUGCAAUUUCUCCUCUCAAUGUCAUCCAUGUCGCUGGCACUAAAGGAAAGGGAUCAACCUGUACGUUCACGGAAUCUAUUAUCCGCUCUUGUGGAUUCCGAACUGGUCUCUUCACAUCUCCUCACCUGAUCGAUGUCCGGGAGCGGUUCCGUCUUGAUGGGGUAGAAGUUUCUGAAAAGAUGUUCUUGGAGCACUUCUGGUGGUGUUGGAACAGAUUGCAGGAUAAAACUUGUGAUGAUUUACCAAUGCCGAAUUAUUUCAGAUUCCUUGCCCUCCUUGCAUUCAGGAUGUUCUCAGCAGAGCGAGUGGAUGCUGCUAUUAUGGAAGUUGGUUUAGGAGGAAAGUUUGAUGCAACCAAUGUGGUGCAGGAGCCAAUUGUUUGUGGAAUAUCAUCAUUGGGUUAUGACCAUAUGGAAAUUCUUGGUUAUACACUUGAAGAAAUUGCUGGAGAGAAAGCUGGAAUUUUCAAGAAAAAUGUACCUGCAUACGUCGCACCCCAGCCUGAAUCAGCAUUGCAUACACUAGAAGAAAAGGCUUCUCAAUUAGGUAUUCCUCUUCAUGUGGUUUCUCCAUUAGAUCCUGGAUUACUGAAAGGUCAACAUCUUGGGCUUGCUGGUGAACACCAAUUCAUAAAUGCUGGUCUUGCUGUAGCCUUGUCCACCUUUUGGCUUACAAAAACUGGAAACUUGAAAAACAUUCAAAGAAAUGAAAAUACUCUACCUGAGCAAUUUAUCAGAGGCUUAUCAAGUGCUAAUUUGGAGGGAAGAGCACAGAUAAUUCCUGAUCGAGUUAUGCAACAGCAGAACUCCAACAAUAGAUGCCUCACUUUCUACCUUGAUGGAGCCCAUAGCCCAGAAAGCCUAGAGGUGUGUGCAAAAUGGUUUUCCACCGCUUUACGGGAGGAUAGUCACCAUUUUGAGGAACAUCCUCAUGGGAAAAGCCCUGAUGGACAGGGAGGUUAUCCUGAUUCUGAUAAGGUCGAUUGCCUACAGAUACUACUGUUCAAUUGCAUGUCAGUUAGAGAUCCUCAAGUUCUGCUUCCACAUCUAUUAAAUACUUGUCUCAAGAACGGUGUCAAAUUCCACAAGGCUAUUUUUGUACCAAACCAGUCGGUGUUUAACAAGGUUAGUUCUCAUGCUUCACCACCAACUGAUUCUGAGCAGGUUGACUUGUCAUGGCAGCUGACACUACAGAGAGUGUGGGACAAUCUGUGUCAUGCAGAAGGUUCUAGCAGCCUAGUAUUUCCUUCUCUCCCACUUGCUAUCAAGUGGCUCAGGGAAAGUGCUCAACAAGGCAGAUCAAUUCGAUUUCAGGUUCUGGUAACAGGUUCGCUGCACCUUGUGGGCGAUGUGCUGAGAUUAAUCAAGAAGUGACUCUACUCUAUUGCUUUAGUCCAUUAGCUGAACCAGCUGUUUGGAUUUUCCUAGUCUUUACACUUAUACUUGUCUGAAGAAGCAUUCAGGAUUUCGUAAGCCAUCGUCCCGAGAAAUUUUAUUUGAUUAUUGAAUGUUUGUUGUAAAGGACCUCUUCAAGUUUCAAAUUAAGAAGAGGACUUAAACAUGAGUGCAAUUGCCAUUUUAAAUAGAAUCAAAAUCUCUCCAAGUUUAUACAUCUUUUUUUUUGUGUGUGUAAGAUGGUGGUACGAUUGUAUAAGGUUGAGACAGUCGACAAUAGUGAUUGUGGCUUUUGAUUA
Messenger RNA from Zingiber officinale, 1989 nucleotides. RefSeq names its product folylpolyglutamate synthase-like. Gene Ontology annotation, biological process: tetrahydrofolylpolyglutamate biosynthetic process. The coding region runs from base 20 to 1669 and encodes 549 amino acids. The record is from RefSeq and is a predicted model, not a curated record. Gene Ontology annotation, molecular function: tetrahydrofolylpolyglutamate synthase activity; ATP binding. NCBI's taxonomy places the organism in Eukaryota, Viridiplantae, Streptophyta, Magnoliopsida, Zingiberales, Zingiberaceae. The transcript has 16 exons. Gene Ontology annotation, cellular component: cytosol; mitochondrion; cytoplasm.